Molecule: messenger RNA, 1003 nt
Organism: Musa acuminata subsp. malaccensis (wild Malaysian banana)
Lineage: Eukaryota; Viridiplantae; Streptophyta; Magnoliopsida; Zingiberales; Musaceae
Product: ras-related protein Rab5
Cellular component (GO): endosome; Golgi apparatus
Molecular function (GO): GTP binding; GTPase activity
Source: RefSeq, a predicted model, not a curated record
CAAACGCCGAAUCAACCGACCCCCUCCUUCUCUGUCCUCUGGCAGGUUCGUCUUCGAUUCUCCAUCCAAGUCUAUCAGAGUCGGCAGAGACUUUCCUCGACUCAAUCGGAACCUUCGUUAUCCUGGAACGGAAACCAUGGCGACGAUCGGUAGCAAUAGCAUCAACGCCAAGCUCGUCUUGUUGGGCGACAUGGGCGCCGGGAAGUCCAGCCUCGUUCUUCGUUUCGUCAAGGGCCAGUUCCUCGAAUUCCAGGAGUCCACGAUCGGGGCGGCCUUUUUCUCGCAGACACUGGCGGUGAGCGACGCCACAGUGAAGCUUGAGAUUUGGGACACGGCCGGGCAGGAGAGGUACCACAGCCUGGCGCCGAUGUAUUACAGAGGAGCAGCUGCUGCGAUUAUUGUGUAUGAUAUCUCCAGAAUGGAAUCAUUUGAGAAGGCUAAGAAAUGGGUGCAAGAGCUUCAAAAACAAGGUUCUCCCAAUCUGGUGACUGCUCUUGCGGGAAAUAAAUGUGACUUGGAUGAUAAAAGAGAGGUCCCAACUGAGGAAGCACGGACAUAUGCCGAAGAGAAUGGACUUUUAUUCAUGGAAACCUCUGCUAAAACUGCCAUAAAUGUGAAUGACAUAUUCUAUGAAAUAGCAAGAAGAUUACCACGGGCUCAACCUGCUCAGCAGCCAGCAGGGAUGGUUCUUGCAGAUAGGCCAACUCAAAGAUCACAGACAUCAGCCUGCUGCUCUUAGGAUCAAGUCCAACAGAGGAAACUAAUCCAAGAGAAUUCGGUCUCUGAAGGUGCAACGAGAGAUGGAAGUUGUGAACCAGUGGAGAUAGAUAAAAGGUACAAGUGCUCUGUUUCAUCUUCCCCCCUCCUAUUCGACCUCCUGUUUCUGGACCCUGUAAAUUUGCCUUGUGUUCUUUCCAUCAAACUCAUGUUAAACAUGAUACUUGGUGUAAUUAGAAUUGUAUGAAGAAUAUUAAUAAAUCUGUACUGGAACCUAUUGGCUUCU